Molecule: messenger RNA, 1326 nt
Organism: [Torrubiella] hemipterigena
Lineage: Eukaryota; Fungi; Ascomycota; Sordariomycetes; Hypocreales; Clavicipitaceae
Source: the annotation of a GenBank genome assembly
AUGACAUCCAUUCAGACUGAAAGCAUCUCGCUAACCGAUAUCCGCCAUGCUAAUAUCGAGGCGGAAGUUAACGACACAAUUAAUGACUCCAUCCCGCCACCCAACGCAGUAGAUGCCAUCCCUGACGGCGGGUACGGCUGGGUUGUCGUCUUCUCGUGCGCUGUGCAGCUCUUCUGGCUCAACGCAUGGACCGGCUCUUGGGGCAUCCUGCAGACAGCACUGCUCCAAACUACACUCAAGGAGACUCCCGCAUCCACACUCUCGUUUGUUGGUUCGAUUGGUCUGGCACUGAGUGUUGGGCUGUGCAUCGUCUGCGCCCGCAUUGCCCGGUCUAUUGGCGCAAAGCACGCAACGCUGGUCGGCAUUGUCUUCUUUGGGGCAAGCAACAUCAUUGGCAGCUUCAGCGUCCGUAGUAUCCCUGGGCUCUUCGUCAGCGGCACACUAUAUGGCAUAGGCUCGGCCUUUCUCUACACAAUGGCCAACAAUCUGCCGGUCCAGUGGUUCAGUGACCAGCUCGGCACCGCGAAUGGCCUCACCAAGCUUGGAGGCGGCGUCGGCGCCACCGUUAUGACCGUCAUCCUGCAGGCCAUCAUUGACAGAUUUGGCGUGGCAUGGAGUUUUCGCGCCAUGGGCCUCAUCUCGCUCGUCACGGGAGUGCCUGCGGCGUUGCUGAUCAAGGAGCGUGCGCCGAACAUGGGCGCCACGGCAGUGGACUUGAGCUUGUUUCGCAACGCAGCCUUUACAUGCUUACUUGUCUCGGGUGCCGUGGGCAUCUUUGCGCUCUAUGUACCAUCUUUCUUCUUGCCGUUAAUUGCCAGCUCGGUUGGCAUUUCAGGCUCGGCUGCGGCUGGCUUGAUGGCGUGUUUUAAUGCAUGCAUGGCACUCGGCCGUGUGGGAUCCGGCAUUGCAUGCGACAAACUCGGAUCUACGAACACACUUCUGCUGACCAUGUUGCUUAACUCAGUAACCAUGCUUGCCAUUUGGCCUUUCUCGUCAAAUCUCACACUGCUGAUUGUGUUUGCCGUUUUAAAUGGCGUGUCCAACGGCGCAUUCUUCGUGUCCAUGCCCGUGGCGGUUGGAAGGCUACUUGGCCCGGGUCUUGCAGUGGCAGGUAUGGGCAUGGCGAUGACAGCCUGGUUCGUGGGUGAUUUACUUGGAAAUCCAAUUGCCGGUUUUCUUAUUGGCGCAGCGGGAGCCGAGUCGGCAACGUCGAUCAUGCCAUAUAGAGCAGCCAUAUUCUACGCGGGCUCUACGGCUCUGGCGUCGGCAGGCUUGGUUCUUGUCGCUCGGCUCAGAAUGGACUUGAACAUGUUUGCCAAGCUUUAA